This is a messenger RNA of Penicillium lagena, 1104 nucleotides long. RefSeq names its product zinc-binding alcohol dehydrogenase family protein. Lineage: Eukaryota; Fungi; Ascomycota; Eurotiomycetes; Eurotiales; Aspergillaceae. Gene Ontology annotation, molecular function: oxidoreductase activity, acting on NAD(P)H. The transcript has 2 exons. Bases 1 to 1104 code for a protein of 367 amino acids. The record is from RefSeq and is a predicted model, not a curated record.
AUGAAGCCUCACUCCAAGCUUCCUGAACAUCAAAUCGCAAUUAUCCAAUAUGAAGGCGGUAACAUCCGAGCCACUCCCGGACUGAAGAUUCCCGAUAUUGAAACACAUCAGAUGUUAGUGAAAACUGUCGCUGUGGGUUUGAAUCCCUGUGAUUAUAAAAUGCCGGCUCGCUUCCCCACGCCUGGUCUCUGGGAUGGUUGCGACUUCGCCGGGAUAGUUGUCGCUCUAGGUAGUGAAGCCGUAAAACAGGGACGAUUCCGUCUCGGUGACCACGUUUUCGGUGCUGUUCAAGGCUCAAAUCAGGCAAACCCAGAGUCAGGCGCCUACUGUGAAUAUAUAAAGGCGGAACCCGACUUUUUAUUUCACGUUCCAAAGGGGAUGUCCAUCACCACAGCCGCUGCCAUUUCGGGUACGGCCAUCGCAACACUUGGAGUAGCGUUGUUCUGGUCUCUUGAGCUCCCGGGAAAUUUAGACCAGCCCGUGGCUAAAGGGGAAGAUGUUUUGAUCUACGGGGGCAGCAGUACUCUUGGACUUCUCGCCAUUCAAAUGGUAAAGCUAUGCGGACACCGGGUCAUCACUACCUGCUCACCUCACAACAUUGAUCUGGUUAGAUCCUAUGGUGCAGACUUGGUUUUUGACUACAAUUCGCCAAAGUGCGCCGAUGACAUCCGCGCGGCUACCAAAAAUACUCUACGCUUCGCUCUGGACCCUUUUGCUGAGGCCAAGACCUUGAGACUUUGCUACUCUGCAAUUUCUAGAACCGGUGGCCGAUACUGUGCAUUGGAGCAGUAUCAGGAACAGCUUUGCACCCGCCGAAGGGUUAAACAUGAGCUCGUUAUGGGAGGCGCCAUCGCUGGCCGCGGUGUCAAUCUCCCGGAACCUUACGGUAUUCCACCAAAUCCCAAGAUUGGGAAAUGGGCUCAGACAUGGUACCUUACUGUGCAGCAGUUGGUGGAAGAUGGAAAACUAAGACCUUGUCCAUUUCAAAUAAUCCCCGGCCGCUUCGAUGGGAUUAUGACCGGACUGGAGCUCCUUCGGAAAGGAAAGGUCUCCGGGCGGAAGCUCAUUGUAAAGCUGGCAGAAGACGAAAAUUGCGACAUUUAG